AUGCAAAUCUUUGUUAAGACCCUCACCGGCAAGACUAUUACCCUCGAAGUUGAGAGUUCAGAUACCAUAGACAAUGUUAAGGCCAAGAUUCAAGACAAGGAAGGGAUCCCACCAGACCAGCAGCGUCUCAUUUUUGCUGGCAAACAACUAGAGGAUGGACGUACACUUGCUGAUUACAACAUACAGAAGGAAUCAACUCUUCAUUUGGUGCUCCGUCUCCGUGGUGGGAUGCAGAUCUUUGUGAAGACUCUCACAGGAAAGACCAUUACCCUCGAGGUGGAGAGCUCUGAUACUAUUGACAAUGUCAAAGCCAAGAUUCAGGAUAAAGAGGGUAUCCCACCAGAUCAGCAGAGGCUCAUAUUUGCUGGUAAACAGCUUGAAGAUGGCAGAACCUUAGCAGAUUACAACAUCCAGAAAGAAUCUACCCUCCACCUGGUGCUCCGUCUCCGUGGUGGUAUGCAAAUCUUUGUCAAGACCCUCACAGGAAAGACCAUCACCCUCGAGGUGGAGAGUUCUGACACCGUAGACAAUGUCAAGUCCAAGAUACAGGACAAAGAGGGUAUUCCACCAGAUCAGCAAAGGUUGAUUUUUGCUGGAAAGCAGCUCGAAGAUGGAAGAACCCUGGCUGAUUACAACAUCCAGAAGGAGUCAACUCUUCAUCUUGUUUUGAGACUUCGCGGUGGUAUGCAGAUUUUUGUGAAAACCCUUACCGGCAAGACAAUUACUUUGGAGGUGGAGAGCUCAGACACAAUUGACAAUGUGAAGGCUAAGAUACAAGAUAAGGAGGGUAUUCCUCCAGAUCAGCAAAGGUUGAUUUUUGCUGGAAAACAACUCGAAGAUGGCCGAACCUUGGCUGAUUACAAUAUCCAGAAGGAAUCCACCCUUCAUCUUGUCCUUCGUUUGAGGGGAGGUAUGCAAAUCUUUGUGAAGACUUUGACUGGAAAGACCAUUACUUUGGAGGUAGAAAGUUCCGACACAAUUGAUAAUGUGAAGGCAAAAAUUCAGGACAAGGAGGGAAUCCCACCAGAUCAGCAGAGGUUGAUAUUUGCUGGGAAGCAAUUGGAGGAUGGAAGGACCCUUGCUGACUACAACAUUCAGAAAGAGUCUACUCUUCAUCUUGUAUUGCGUCUUCGUGGUGGAUUUUAA
Molecule: messenger RNA, 1146 nt
Organism: Lathyrus sativus (Indian pea)
Lineage: Eukaryota; Viridiplantae; Streptophyta; Magnoliopsida; Fabales; Fabaceae
Source: the annotation of a GenBank genome assembly